Messenger RNA from Monopterus albus (swamp eel), 2993 nucleotides. It is a transcript of the gene myom3, whose product is annotated as myomesin 3. NCBI's taxonomy places the organism in Eukaryota, Metazoa, Chordata, Actinopteri, Synbranchiformes, Synbranchidae. Bases 1 to 2358 code for a protein of 785 amino acids. The transcript has 22 exons. The record is from RefSeq and is a predicted model, not a curated record. Gene Ontology annotation, molecular function: protein binding.
AUGAGCCAAAGGUUUAUUGUCCAUGGUCUCAAGACUGGAAAAGAAUAUGUGUUUAGGGUGAAGUCUGUGGGCCGAGCAGGAAACAGCAGCUAUUCAGAUGAGUCUCAGCCCAUACUCGUCAAAUCAGCCAUUCGUGUUCCUUCUGCUCCAUCUGCCAUCACCCUGCUGCUGUGCACUGGAUCAGAAAUGGUGUUGGGCUGGAGGGCCCCUGUGUGUAAUGGGGGAGCUUCUGUACGUGGCUACUACCUGGACCAGCGGGAAAAGGACAUGAAAAUGUGGAGAGAAGUCAACAUCAAGCCUACCAAAGAGAGACAGUUUAAGGUGUGCAACUUGUCUAGUGGGCAUUUCUACGAGUUCCGUGUGUUUGCUGCCAAUAUGGCCGGCGUCGGGAAGCCCUCUGAGCCCAGUGAAGCUUUCCUGUGUGAGAAGUGGACAAUGCCAGAGCCAGGUUGCCCCUAUGACCUGCAGGUCAGAGACGUGAGAAACAACUCCCUGGUGCUGCUGUGGGCCGCUCCAUUAUAUGAAGGGCAAAGCCCUGUCACUGGGUAUUUGCUGGAAAUCAGCCAGGGUGACCAAUCAGACAACUGGACUGCUUUGAAUGACAAGCCCAUCUCUGACACACAAUACAAGGUGUCAGAUCUUCAAGCAGGUCAGACGUACCGCCUCCGUGUAUCUGCUGUCAAUGAGGCUGGAGUGGGCUGUGCCUCCCUGCCCUCUGAGCCAGUCACAGCCCAGAUUAAACCAGGCACCAAAAAUAUUGAGAUUGGUGUGGACAGUGAUGGCUUCAUAUGUAUGAGCUACGAGGCUGAUGAGAUGAACGAUGAGAGCCAGUUCCUCUGGAACAAGAAUUACACAGAGCCCAUUGAUGCCAGCAGAGCCCGAGCAGAAACCAAAAACAACAGGUCAGUCCUCACCUUCACUGAUCCCACUGAGGAGGAUCUGGGUCUCUACACAGUAGAGAUAAGUGACAACCCCAACCUAUCAUCCAGCUACGACUUCACUGCUGAAGACCUUGAACGACUCCGAGAGCUCAGCUGGCAAGUCAGAAAUCCAUUGAUAGCUCUGAAGUCUGGCUGGCAGGUGGAGGUUACAGAUAAAGGUGGUGUGCGUCUUUGGCUUCAGACAGAGAGUCUGAGUGAUGAUGCUGAGCUCCGUCUCAUCUUCAAUGACCAAGAAAUCUCCAGCACUCCGCACCGUAAGAUCAACUUUGACAAGGCCAAAGGUCUGGUGGAAAUACUGUUUGAUCAGCUGUCCCGGGAGGAUGAGGGCUCGUACACAGCUCAGCUGAGGGACGGCCGCGCCAAGAGCCAGUUCACUUUGGUCUUUGUGGAUCAAAAGUUCCGUCAGGCGCUGGCGCUGGCUGACGCAAAACGACGUGACUAUCAGAGAAAGUCCGGACCCUAUUUUCAGGAAUUCUUGUCAUGGAGUGUAAAUGAGGACUGUGAACUGAUUAUAAAGUGCAAGGUGACAAAUACAAACAAGGACACAUCUCUCAAGUGGUUUAAAGAAGGCGUGCCAUUGAACCGGGUUGUGUAUGAUCAGUCGUCAGGGGUCAGCACACUCACCCUGCCACAGAUCACAAAGAAAGAAGCAGGCUCAUACAGAGCUGUGGUGUCUGAUAGAAGAGGAGAGGAUGUCAGCACCUUAGAGUUACUGAAUGAUGAGUAUGAGAAGCUUCUGCAGCACUUGAGUAAACAGUGUGCCUUGUCAGCUGGUCCACUGAGUGUUGAAGGCACCGCUGAAGGCUUCAGGCUCUACUGCUCACUCAAAUAUUAUAUAAGCUACCUGAAGACCAGCUGGUACUUCAAGGAGAAAAGGAUUGACCAGGAAGCCAGGACAAGGCCUGGCAGCAGUAUGCAGAGAGUCUGGAUUGAAAUCUUCAACCCAACAGAGAAUGAUAAAGGCAAAUACACUUUGGAGAUGUAUGAUGGGAAAGAGACACACAAACGAUAUCUUGACCUGUCUGGACAAGCCUUUGCUGACACCUUGCUGGAGCACCAGAGGCUGAAGCAACUGGCCAUUGCUGAGAAAAAACGGGCUAAAGUGACAAGAGGUCUUCCUGAUGUUGUAGCCAUCAGAGAGGGCAAGACUCUGUGUUUGACAUGUUUCAUCGACGGUGAACCAGCUCCAGAGGUCUUCUGGUUUCGUAAUGACAGGGAGAUUGCUAACCAGAACCAAUUUACCAUUACUAAAGAGCCCAAGUGCAGCACCAUCACUGUUAGCAAUGUCACCAUGGAAGAUUCUGGGACGUACAGUAUUACCGUACAAAACCAGUAUGGGUCUGAGACAGUUGAAGUGACUGUGAGUGUUUACAGAUAUGGUGAGAAGAUUCCAACAAACGCUGUGGAGAUGGGUUAAGACUGAACACUGAAUUCAGAAAUUAAUCUUAUGCUUCAGAUUGAGGGUUUUUUUUUAACUGAGGAUUAGUCUAUAGAUAGAUAGAUAUUCUCUCUGUGUACUUUUGACUAUAUUUAAAAACAUUUAAUCCAAGGUCAGCGUUUGCAGGCCUGGUCCUGUGAAGGAGAUGUAGAAUUGCAGAGUGCUGUUUGUCAAACUUUGUUAAAUGGACUUCAUGGACAUUUGACAUAGCCUACUGUUUCUUUAUUGAAGUGAGACUAUAUUAUAUAUAAUAUAGUUAUAUCAUUUUUGAAAGAAAAAUAACACUGCUUCUCUUUUACAGAUAAAAUUCAUUAGCAAUGACAUGCACCAUUGUUCAUUUUAAUAUGUUCUGAGGAUUUGCUGCUGCACCUUUUUUUGGGGGGGUUUGAUAUGUCCAGGUAUGUUAGCUAAUGUUAGUUAGCAGUAGCUCCUAUAUUGAUAGCUAACAUUAGCUUACAUUACCUUAUCUAAUAAUAAUGCUAUGGCCACAGCAGCCAUUGCUCAGUUACAGACUUGACUUAAUUGUCAUGAUGCAGCUGUUAAAACACAAACUGCAAGCCCCUCAGCUACUGGAAUGAGCGUUUGGUGAAUUAGAUAUGUAAUUUGUUUGUGUG